AUGGCGUCGCCCUACGACGAGUUUUGCGGAAGAAUCAGUAGCGAGUUCAACAGAGAAUUUGAUAAUCAAGAUAAAGAAUCAAGAUUUGCUGGACUCGGGAUGAUCAAGACAGUUUUGCCACAGCCAGAACUGGACAAAUUCUACAACAUUCUCAAAGAUGAGCAAGUUGAGCGGCCAGACGACGCGCAGGCUUUCAAACAAAUUAUCGAGAGAAGAAUGCUCUAUGAGUUCCUAGCCGCUAUGCUUUGUGCCCAAUGUUCAUUCGAAGCAGCAAUGGCUUUUGUCGACAAAAUGGUGCUGGGCAAUCUUGCAAAAAUACAAGAGAAAAGGGCUGAGAAACCGUACUAUCUGCCUCAAUCUGAACGAGAUCUCGAAACUCUCUUUGGUAAUUUCACAGAUGCACGAAAAUUCCUCUCGGUACAGAAAUUAUUUUGUGUAAUCGUGUUCGGGAGUGUGGACGUUGUCACCAUCAAGACAGACGAGAUGAAAUCUCUACCAUGGACUGUUAACAAAAAACUUAAUUCUGGCACCUAUGGCAUAGUAGAGGAAGUCACUAUAUCCUCGGAUCAUUUGACGACAAACGGGGACUUUAACAAUGUCAAUUCAAUGACAGUGCAGCUUGCUCGAAAAUCAUUUGUUGAAGCGCCCAAUCCCAGGAAGAAUUUUAAUCAAGAGCUGCAGACGAUCCGCAGGAUUCUUCGCAGUUCUUCGAAGAGCGAUAAUAUUCUUACCAGCCUGGCUGCCAUUGUCGUUGAAGAAACAAAGGAUACUAACUUCUAUCUUUUGAUGCCCUUGGCGCUUUGUGACCUCAAGCAGUACAUGGAGACAGAUCGACAAAUGGAUGUGAAGUUCAAAGCAAGACUUAUUGGUUCUGCUAUGGGGCUAGCAAAUGGGUUGAGUUUUCUUCACAAAAACAUCCACAGCGAUGAAGGAGAUCAUAUCUGCUAUCAUCUAGACCUGAGGCCCGCCAAUGUUCUUCUUUUCAAGGACCAACACAGUUCAUAUGCGGACGAAAUGGUUUGGAAACUUAGCGACUUCGGCAUCUCGAAAGUUAAGACCGUUCACGAACCAGGAAAGAAACCGAAGAACAGCGGCACAGAAGAAAGUCGACUUUUGAAGGAUCUAUUCAGAACUCAGGAAUCGGACUCAGGAGAAGGUGUUGCAUCGGAUACCAAAAACGUACGAGGACGAAGCACGUUCUCCCCCCCUGAGGCUACGAAUUCUAAGCCUGAAAUGAAUGAGAACAGCGACAUAUGGUCUUUGGGCUGUAUCAUUAGUGUGCUGUUCACAUAUAUGGAAAAUGGUCACAAAGGCGUCACGAAGUAUGCCAGCGCUCGGGGCGAGUGUGCUAAAGACAAGCAUGACGCAUUUUGGAAGUCUUUCGCGAUAUAUCGGUAUGAAAUUAACGAUGCGGUAUUGACAGAGCAUAGCUCACUUAUUGACAAGUGCUCUGUCGCCCAAAAGGCAGCUAUGGAGGAUAUGCUGGGGUUUCUAGAGACGGAUGUGCUCAAAAUUAACAAGAGGAUGCGGUGCGACGCCAAGAAAAUAUCUGGACGACUCAGAAACACAAAGAAAGCUUAUUUGGAGGAAACAUCUCGACCGGGCUCGUUGGACAGGACGACUCGAAAGAGUGUCGAACAGUCUACAAGCAGAAGCAAAGCAUCAUGUAGUGUCGAUCGAUGGCAACUAGGAAAAAAAAAGUCUGACAACUUCAAAGGCUGUGAUAGUUCACCAAAUGGCAGCUUCUUGGCUUACUGGAAUCACCAGACCAUCAUGGUUUUCGACGUCAGUGCUAAUCGACGCGAGCUUGUAGCGAAAAACGGAUUAAGUGAUCGUUUGAGAGCGUCGUUUGAUUCAUUUCGAGGGGCUACGACACGAGAACCGACAUUUGAAUGCUAUGAAAAAGAAACCGACAAACCCGAAGAGUGCUGGUGCGCAGUCAAGUUGACGAACAACUACAUUGUUGCCAUAAGUUCUAGUCGCAAAGAUAGCCAUUGCUACAUAUUCAAGAUCGGGGACGGGACAAACCUAAGCGCACGCUACAAGAAGCCUCUUUUGAGAAAGGAAUUUCACGCGCUAUCUGUUUGUCAAUCUCCAGAUACCUUGGCCUGUCUCCUGAGCGACGCGACGAAUGGCAGCAUCCUCUGGAGGGCUAAGAUCCAUUGGGAAAACCCUCAACCAGACACUAUGGCGACCGGUCACACAGAUGGAACAUCGAGUAGCGGAAACAACGAAAUUAGGCUUGAGUUGGUGGAGGAGAAGGAAUUUCCAGUUGAGAGACCUGACCAACAACUCGAGCAUUUCAUACUCGACACACACGAAACAUGCUACAUGGUAUUUCCUAUGCGCAGAGAUCCCCUUGCCCUAUCAGUUGUUCUCAACAACUUUGAAUUGCAGAAAUCUGUCACACACCGUUUGCUGUUGAAGAAUCACGGACAUACAAUGUCGAGGAUGUUCACAGACAUGACACCAUUCUACAAGGGUAGUAGCAUUUCAGAAGCCUUCAUGGUUACGCACUCCGACCAGAUCUGGCAUUUCAAGUCUGGAAGGACAUGUAACAAUCUGACAGUAGACGGUUACCAGCCGACAGAUCAAUAUCGUCUACUGAGUAUCACCACUUGUGAAGAAACAGGACGAAUAUUUGCUCUGGGUGGGUACUCGGGCUGCACAAGCAUCGAACUGCUAGAGAUUGGACUCGACGGCACCGAUGUCGACCCCAAGCUCACCAAGAGAGCAAAGUUGAAUGGACUCCCUGAAAAUUCUGAAAAAUUACAUCUCAAGGUUAUUCACAAGUCAGGAACGGCAGCUGUCUUGGUUAUGGCAGUUAAGCCGACAAAACAAUACGUUAUAGAUCUAUGA
Molecule: messenger RNA, 2859 nt
Organism: Fusarium pseudograminearum CS3096
Lineage: Eukaryota; Fungi; Ascomycota; Sordariomycetes; Hypocreales; Nectriaceae
Exons: 5
Coding region: 1-2859 (952 amino acids)
Biological process (GO): peptidyl-threonine phosphorylation; peptidyl-serine phosphorylation
Molecular function (GO): protein serine/threonine kinase activity; ATP binding
Source: RefSeq, a predicted model, not a curated record